This is a messenger RNA of Diaporthe citri, 2706 nucleotides long. RefSeq lists its product as uncharacterized. The transcript is spliced from 3 exons. Lineage: Eukaryota; Fungi; Ascomycota; Sordariomycetes; Diaporthales; Diaporthaceae. The record is from RefSeq and is a predicted model, not a curated record. Bases 1 to 2706 code for a protein of 901 amino acids. Gene Ontology annotation, biological process: mitotic DNA replication checkpoint signaling; DNA replication initiation; mitotic G2 DNA damage checkpoint signaling.
AUGGACUCGCCUCCAGCAUCCUCAGACCAUGGCGACGAGGCCUUCGACCACUCCCACCCCUUCGCAGGCGUCGUCGUCUGCUGCACCAGCAUCCCCACCGACCUUCGUUCGACAAUAGCAAAGAAGACGGACGAGCUCGGCGGCAUCCACAAGUACGACCUGACCCCGGACGUUACCCACCUCAUCGUCGGCGAGUACGACACCCCCAAGUACAGACAUGUCGCCAAGGAACGCGAGGAUAUCAAGGCCAUGGCCGUGGGCUGGGUCGAUGCCGUGCGAAAUCUCUGGGUUCGGGACGAGCAGAUCGACUUCCGAGCCUUGGAGAAGGAGUGGACUUUAAAAGCAUUCGAGACUGGCGGCGGUGCAAUAGACGAGAAUCAAGAGGUUGGCCCCAAGACUACGCUGAGCUGCUGCUUGACGGGUUUCGACGAGCCACACAUGCGCCAGGAAAUAAUCGACAAGAUCAAAUCCCAUGGCGGCAGCUACACAGGCGACCUCAGCAGACAGGUCAGCCACCUGAUUGUGUACAAGCCCGAGGGAAAGAAGUACCUGGCCGCCAGGAACUGGGGGCUGCACGUCGUAGGGCUUAAAUGGGUGUACGACUGUGUGGAGCGAGGCAUGAUCCUCGACGAAAAAGCCUACGACCCCCUGCUUUCCGAGGAAGAAAUCGGCUGGGGAGCAUGGAACAGAAAAGCGAGUGCGAACCGUCGGAUAUCGCUUGGCAAGCGACAGAGAGAGGCGGCGGCGAAACAGGAGCAAGGGCGGCGCAAGCUGAGGAAGACGGCGAGCAUGAAGCUGAACAGCCAGAGGGACAACAUGUGGGGCGAGAUCCUGGGCCAGCCGUCCGUCGACCAGUCCGCCUCUCACCAUGCCGAGGAGCCCACCCAGCCGUUGCCGAGCGAUUCGGUCCUGCGGUCCAAUGCGUCUAUAUCACGGGUCAGUGAGUCGGUUGACACCGGCCGCUCGCGUUCCCCGUUCGUUGGCGCAGAGAACAGAGGCGACAACAUCUUUGCUUCGUGCUGUCUGUACGCUUUUGGUUUUCCUCCACAGCAGACCGAUGUUCUUGUCAAUACGGUCUCAUCCCUGGGAGGUCUUGUGGUCGGGUCCCUGGCAGACAUCACAACCUCAGAGGGGAUGAUCCGUCGCUUUGUAAUAGUACCUCAAAGCGCCGACCAGAAGUCACUUCCACUCCUGCCAGAUGGUGUGGAUCUCAUUACCGAAUGCUUCAUCGAGAGAUGUUUACACAGAAAGGCCUUGCUGGAUCCAAAGGACCACGUUAUUGGUAGACCGUUCCCAGUUUUUCCCAUCGAGGGCUUUGAAAAGCUCUCGAUAUGCACUGCCGGCUUCACCGACGUCGAUCUUCUGCAGGUGGAUAAAUCCAUCCGCCAGCUAGGAGCGCGCUUUGAGGAACGUUUCAACGCCGAAAGUUCACUGCUGCUGUGCGCCUCCCUGAGUGCCGUUCGGAAACAGAAGCUCGACCUGGCAUUACUCUGGAACGUCCCCGUCAUCAAGGCGGAAUGGCUUUGGGCGUGCAUAUCACAGGGCAAAAGGCUGUCAACCAAGCCAUUCCUGUUCCCCGAGCUCAAAGCAAGGACCACCGCGGAGAAGAGCGCGACAACAAAACCAUUAAACAGAUCCAAAUCGACGUCCGACAUGUCCAAGAAGUUGACGCCAAAGUCACUGCCAGAGCGCACCGAGAAGCCAGGUAGGGCCAGCCUCCCGGGCCCAGACAUGUCGGCCUUUGACCCAACGCCGCUGGUGUCCACUGAGCCUCCACUAUCUCAGGCCAGGACAUCAACCAGGAAUGACUCCAACGCCGCCACCGAGUUUGAGACCGCCCUGACACAUCAGUCCAGGGAGAAGCCACCAUCACAGCGACCCGAGGCACGGCCCAGUUCGAGAAACGACUCUCAUCCACUCGGUGAAAAGUCAGCCAACGAGCUGAACAAAACCUCGGCCAAAGAAACACCCCAAUCUCCGCGACGCAAGCCGCUCACACGCGUGCGAAGCGAAGUCUGCGACUCAGAAGCAGGCGACGACGACGACGGCCUCGACGCACCCAACGACGAUGACCCAACCCCGCAACCAGCCGCCCGACCAGAGCCAGACCAAGGCCCAGAUGCUGCAGCCGGCGCCGCCGCCGAGCUCGAGGAGCGCAGGAUUCAACGCGAGAAGGCAGAGAAGGCAGAAGCGGAGCGGCUGGCCCUCUCGUCGAAACUCACCUCCCUCCUCGGUGGCGCACCCGCGAACCCCGCCACCGCCGAGAACAGCCGCAACAACUCCUACAACAGCGACUCCGCAGCCGUAGCAGCCGCGGGGAAGGACGACGCAAGGCCCGCCUCCAGGCGCAAGAGGCGGGACGUGAUCGGCCGAGCGGUCAGCAACGCCUCGGUGGCUUCGACGGGGAGCGCGGACUCGUCCGCUGGGCUAGGGAGGUCCGCGGCGGUGAUCAACGAGGGGGCCGAGGGCUCGUCGCAGGAGGGUGGCGGCGGGGCGCCGGCGGCCAGCACGCAGGUCGAGUACGAUGACCCGGAGGCUAAGAUCAGCAAGCAGCGGCUUGUGAGCAAGAUGCUCAGAGGGGGAGCAGGAGGGGCCGGCGCAACGGAAACCCACCGCGACGUCGCUUCGGGGACUGGCAAUAAGGUGAAACCUGUGCCGGCGGCGUCUGGGCGGGCUUUUGGGGGUCGGAGCAUGCGGCCGAGAUGA